CUUUGUUUCAAAUAAGGUGAAGGACACUUAGCUCCUCGCGUGCAGUUUCCAAUGGCAGAGGAAUCGGCAUGGUUUUGACCUUUGUAUGCACCCAUUUGAUGGAGCAAACAUCCGAACUAGACGAAUAAUGUAACUGAAAUCCAGAUACAUACUUUUCAUCUAGUUGUCUUGCUGCUGUUUCUUUAUUAACGCUGAUUCCGUGUUCGAUUAAACUAUGAAAGUUCGAGACUGAGUGCUCAUGAUGUUCUCCAGUGAACAAACAGAACUACAGUUUUGAAUCUUGACGUUAAAUGGUACAUUUUGUGUCGUCCCAACAAAAUGUUGAAAGCUCUGGCCAGCAUUCAGCAGGGUAUGCCUGCACAUGUAACUCAGCUGUCUAAGCUGCCACGUCAUAUAAAGCUGACAGCACUUGGCGUGACUGUAGGUUUGGCAUUGAUGGGAUUUCUUGCAGCCUUUUUUCGAAGACGUCGUCGCAGAGCUCAGCAAAUCCAGAAAAAGCUUCAGGCCAAACAACAACAUCGUCGCCAGCAUCAAACUCUUCCUCAUCACAGAAUUCAAUACCUCACCCAGCGCCCAGGCAGUGCUAAUGCUAGUCUCAAUGCCUGCUUACCAAAUGGAGAUAUUUCCUCGAAGAAAAGUAAUGUCAGCAACAACAGUGGGUCUGUCACCAUUUUAGAACAAGUCCGGCAAAGUGCCCUUUCUGCAUCUAUGUCAAGCCUUGAUGCAUUGUCUAUGACUUCCUCUACAUCAACAAUCACCCAUUCUGGUCUUGAUACCACAAACAUGAGUCCACUGGAGCUUUGUCAGCUUGGUAUGGAAAGCCUAUCAACAGCUGUAUCUAUAUGGGAAGAUGCCAUUAUGAAGUUAUCCUACCUUGAUGAUCAGCCAUAUCCUGCUAUUCCAGACUCGGAUACUGCUGCCCUUCAACAUCGGCUGGAAAAUCUGCUUGAUGUUGCAUACCGUAUGCAAGACAACUAUGAACGGUUGUGUGAGCGGCAUGCUGAUCAUGUGGCUCUUGGCACUGCACUGUCUGCUUUUGCGGAUGUAGACACAGAACUGGAGAAGCUUAGAAACUUGGAGGAGGAUUCUAGCGACCAAGAGUCUUUUGUUUCUGCAACUGAUAUGGCCAACCUUGCUGACCUGGAGUGUCACAGAGAAAUGCUUCAUAGUGUGCCGCUUUACGAAGCUGGAUUACUUCAACUACGACAUGGCACAGUGCCCUGCAGAACACUCAGGGCAGAAAUGGCUCACUGUUUAUCAGAUGUUGAGUUUCUGGCAAAACUUCAUGGAAUCCGACUAGCAUUUGAGGAGAUCUUUGUGCAUCAAGAAAACAGACUGUGGUUCAUAAACAUAGGACGCCGACUAAUAGGAGAUUUGCUAUUGAAAGCAGACAAGGAUGUAGAGGAGUUCUACAUGACUUAUGACACAUUAAUGCAAUACAUUGAUGAGCCUAAAAAUUGGAUAAAAAUUGAAGAGGAGCUUGCAGGUAGAGGGCUGAAGUGUCUCUCAUUCUAUGACAUCGUCUUGGAUUUCAUUAUGAUGGACGCUUUUGAUGACCUGGAAAACCCACCUUCAACAGUCACAGCGGUCGUACAGAAUAGAUGGUUGUCUAAUGGCUUCAAGGAAACGGCUUUAGCAACAGCAGUGUGGUCUGUUCUGAAAGCAAAACGUAGAUUGUUGAAGUUUCAAGAUGGAUUUGUUGCUCACUUUUAUGCCAUCUCUGAACACACAAGUCCUGUGCUAGCCUGGGGUUUCCUUGGACCUGAUUCAGAACUUAAAACAUUGUGUAACUUUUUCAAGGAUCUGGUGCUGGGUUUUAUCCGCGACAUCUUCAGCUUUCAAAAAAUGAGAUAUACUACAGUGGAAGAACUAGCAGAGGACAUUAUGGACGUUGCAAGAAAAGCCAGUGAAACUGCGUGGGAGCGGCUCAAGUUGUGAGGUGGCAGUGUCUGGGAUUAUUCAGGGACCAUUUGUGCAGACUACUGUGAUAACACUAAAAGGUCAUACCACCAGGGGAGCAUUGGACAGUUCUUACCUGUGAUUCUUACUCGGCCUUGACCAUGGGUUGUUUGCGUCUUGCUACCUGUUCAGUGCAAGUUGACGAUCAAAGAUAUGGUGACUCGAAAACAAUUUUCUCUUUUUUUGCCUGCUCUUCGAGAAAGGAUAAAGUUUUAAAAUAGUGUGUACAUAAUAGUGAACAGGUAGGUUGGUUUCUACCUUAGAGCUGGCAGCAUACUCCUGUUGCAUAGAACUUUUUUUUAGCAGACCAAAACUUCAUGACAUUACAGAAUGAUGAUUUUUAAUUUUAUUUAAUUGUAAUCUGUAUAAAGUGUAAAGGAUCCACUGACACCAACAAGUGCAACAUUCCUUAAAACUGCAGAGUACACUUUAAAAGGAUAUUCCAAAUGAAAGGGGCUUCUGAAAAAACUGGCACACAGAUCUUCAAUGUUUGGUUUGUGCUCAUUUAAAAAAAAUUUUAAAUUUUAGUCACCUAGGCUAAAGCUAGGCUGGCUAUCUUGAAAAGAAAGCUGAAAAAAGUACUAAAAGGCCAUGCUUUUUUUUAAUGAGUUUGUAUGUUUGAAUGCGAUAAUAGCUCUGGUGCAUGAAGUUAUGCUUUUGGAAAUACUAAAUCCUAGCAUUUUUUUUUUCUUAGGUUAGGGAAAAAUACUAGCUUAAUUUUAUUAUCUUCAUAUCUCAACUACAGCUGUUGUGACCUUUGGUCACUUCUCAGUACUGCAGAAUUAAGCAGUAAAAAGCCUGGGUCUAGAUUGUUACAAAGAGCCAUGAGUAUACUUACACAAAUGAUUUGGGCUUUCUUAAUGGUCACAGAACAUUUUAUAUGUUUAUAUCUCUACAUAUAUAUGGGUGAUGAGUAUUCGGAAAUGUUUGUGCAUGUAUUGUAUGUGUGUUUUCUCUCUUCUACAUCACAUUCUCCACAUUUCAUCUCUGAAAUGCAUUUCACAUUCUGAAAAAUUCUUCUUUUUUUCAUGUGAUGCUAUGAUGAGAUUGCAGGAAGUCUUGCUUUUCUUGUGUAUUCCACAGCCCAGCAUUAAGCUGCAGCAGUGGUAUUAGAUAACAUUCUUGAAAGAUGUACAGUUGUCUUCUGCGGCACAGUGUACCAUUCACUUUCAGUUUUAGACGUUUGCAGUCGAUGAUUAUGCUGACUGAUCUGCUGAAAGUUGGAUUUAAAUAUUUUGUUUUAUGUAUGGUAAGUGCAGUCCCAACCUUCCUAGGAAGUUCAGAAGGGCAGAGAAUAGAUACUCAUAUUUCUGGCCCAAAAAUGAAAAGGGCUGUGUUAAACUGAUGAGAGGUUGUUAAAUUAUCACCUGUUAAAUUUUUGCACCUCUUUGGGAUUUUUCCGCCUGAAUUCUUUUUCAUUCAAAUACUAGCUGUAUUUUUUUAUUUCUAGUUUCAGAAUUUUUUUAUUAUAAGGUCUAAUAUCAAUAACGUAACUGCUACUUCAAGAUUUUGUUCAUAGAACUUUUGUUCAUAGAACUGCUGAAUAAAUGAUACAUUUGUUGAGUAGCCACAUUAUCCACACUUUCUUUCUUUCUUUUUUUUUUUUGAUCGAUCUUCUUGUUAAACUUGUGCAUAAUAUCAUACAGAAUAUGUUAUAUUACCCUAGCCCACUUCUCGCUGUGGUCCGUAGUAGCUUUUAGUGCCUUUUGAGUGUUGUGUGAGUUUAGCCAGUCCCUUAAGCAUGCCUUACUGGUGGCUAAGAACUGAGAUGGUUAUUAAUGGAUGUUUAAAAUAAACCAAAUUACAAGAUUUUAUCAUUUCAAAUAGGCUGUUGCUUUGAGAAAAGUUCUGUAAAUGGCACAACAGUACCCGAAAGCAGAUUGCAACUAGUAAAUAAAAAUAGGUCAUGAUGUUCUGUU
Messenger RNA from Pomacea canaliculata, 3878 nucleotides. RefSeq names its product mitoguardin-like. The transcript has 13 exons. The record is from RefSeq and is a predicted model, not a curated record. NCBI's taxonomy places the organism in Eukaryota, Metazoa, Mollusca, Gastropoda, Architaenioglossa, Ampullariidae. Bases 319 to 1938 code for a protein of 539 amino acids. Gene Ontology annotation, biological process: mitochondrial fusion.